Molecule: messenger RNA, 2067 nt
Organism: Diospyros lotus (date-plum)
Lineage: Eukaryota; Viridiplantae; Streptophyta; Magnoliopsida; Ericales; Ebenaceae
Product: probable beta-1,3-galactosyltransferase 2
Exons: 11
Coding region: 1-1251 (416 amino acids)
Cellular component (GO): Golgi membrane
Molecular function (GO): hexosyltransferase activity
Source: RefSeq, a predicted model, not a curated record
AUGUCAAUGAAGAGUAGAGGUACGGCGGGGGAAUCACAUUCAAAAGCUUCUGUUUCAAGAAGUUGGGUGCUUUUGCUUUGUCUUGCCAGCUUUUGUGCUGGAUUGUUCUUCACUAACAGGAUAUGGCUGGUGCCUGAGACAACGGAUAUUGCAAUGAAAAUGAAAAGCAAAGUCGAGGCUGAAAGAAGACACUGGGUUUCUCAGGCUUUAAAUUCAAAACUUAAUCUUAUAGGUCAUGAAUCCAACAACAAUUCUGGUGAACUUCUAAAUGCCCAUCAUGCCAACAAAACUCUAGGUAGCAUAAUCAGGAAAUUUCCCUGUGAAACAGCUGUUGGACAAACAGGAAACACAUCUCUGCUGAAGGGCUAUUCUGCUUCAACAAACCAAAAGGCUGCCAAUUCUAAAAGAAAAUAUUUCAUGGUUAUAGGAGUUAAUACAGCUUUAUAUAGUCGAAGUCGAAGAGAUUCUCUGCGACAAACUUGGUUCCCUCGAGAAAAGAAGCUAGAGGAAGAGAAGGGCAUUGUCAUAUGUUUUGUUGUUGGUCACAGUUCAACAUCUGGUGACGCUCUUGACAAAGCUAUUGAAGCAGAGGACAGAGAACAUGGAGACUUCUUGAGGCUGGAACAUGUUGAGGGCUAUCAUGAGUUGUCAGCAAAAACAAAGAUAUAUUUUGCUACCGCUGUCACUUCGUGGAAUGCAGAUUUCUAUGUCAAAAUAGAUGAUGAUGUUCACGUAAACAUAGGAAGAUUAUCAAGGAUUCUGCAUAAUCACCUUAACAAGCCACGGGUAUACAUUGGUUGCAUGAAGUCUGGUCCCGUGCUUUAUGAGGAGGGAGUGAAGUACUAUGAACCGGAGUACUGGAAAUUUGGGGACGAAGAAAACAACUAUUUCCGCCAUGCUACUGGACAAAUAUAUGCUAUUUCCAAAGAGUUGGCUUCCUAUAUUUUAGCAAACCAGAAUCUGCUUCACAAGUAUGCAAAUGAAGAUGUUUCGUUGGGAUCUUGGUUUAUUGGACUAGAGGUGGAGCAUGUUGAUGAUAGGAGAAUGUGUUGUGGCUCCAUAGAUGAGUGCCAGGUUAGGGCUCUGAUAGGCCUCGGAUGCGUGGCUACAUUCAACUGGAGAUGCAGUGGGAUUUGCCGGUCUACUGAGAGGAUCUUGGGCAUUCAUCAGCGGUGUAAAGAGCCUGAGAGUGUUUUGUGGGGCGAAUCAACUGACCAAAGGGCAGCAAGUUCAUUAAAUCAACAGACAUAACCUUCAGCAAGCUCCCAGGUGACAUGGUCUUUCCUUAAAUGAGCACAACACUGAAGGAAGGUAACUGUUGAUCCCCAUUCUUUAAAUGGUUGUAGUACUGUGUUAAUAGUUUGUUCACCAUGGCCUUUAAUUAGCUGCACAAUAAGUUUUGUUUAAGAGUGAACAUUAAUUAGACUGCAACAUAUAUGUAGACAGCUAUUAGAUUUUGAGCGACACUGCUUGCUUUUUUAAGUUAUUUCUGUCAUGUUUAGAAAUCAAAGCAUUUUUAUUAUUAUUAUAUUAUUAUGAAUGUGCUGUAUUACAUAUGCAUUAUAUCUCUAUUCAAGAAAAUAUCAAAAAACUCAUUGAAAUUGUUCAGAAACACAAAUGAUUGUUUAACAUAGCCACAUUAUGAUUCUGUUCAUUACUUGUGGCCUUUCUGAUGCCCUUCAAAAUUGUGCGCUCAAUCAUUUGCCAGCCAAGUGAAAUGAAGAAUUGCUUUUUAAAUAUAAUAAUAUAAAUAUAACGCACGAAUAGAAUCUCGUCAAACUUAAGCGUUUAAAUAGCAUUUUUGUAUGAUGUAUGCAUACUUUUGACAGUUGGGUUUUGCAGUCUUCUCAGACAGCUCUAGCUAAUCCCAGAAAAAAAAAAGGAAAAAGAACACACAAGAACAAUUCAAAGAACUGAUAAUGUGAUUAAGAAGAAUCUUGGACCCAUCCAUGUCGCUUUGUCAAAAAAGAGGGGGGCCUUUAUGUAUAAACCAAGUAAAGAAGGAAUAAAAGCUGAAUGAUUUUCUAGUAAAACAAAAAUAAAAAACAAGUUAAAUGACUUGUAAAU